Molecule: messenger RNA, 2883 nt
Organism: Anthostomella pinea
Lineage: Eukaryota; Fungi; Ascomycota; Sordariomycetes; Xylariales; Xylariaceae
Source: the annotation of a GenBank genome assembly
AUGUUCAUGAAUCUCCACUCCUUCCGCAGGCGACCAGUGACGCUGACCAGUCCACUUCCCCAGCAAUCAAAUGGCUCCAAUAUGCCGCUCUCGCAGAUCGAGAAGAGCGUCACGCAUUUGCUCGUCGCCACGAAACAGCUUCUCGAAACCUUGACGCAAUGGUCCCGCGGUAUAGCAACCGACACCCAGGUGUCCGACGUCUAUGUCCGGUUGGGAUACGAGUUCAAUAUGGCCUGCAGGGCCUUCACUGCUAUCAACGUGGACACCUCCGACCUAGGAAACGUACCUGAAUCUCUGCGACACAUACUAGAGGCCACUCUGAGCCAAGAGGCGAGCACCGAGAGUCUGGAGAAAUACCUACCCCGUAUACGCGACAUCAUAAUCAAUCUACUUCAUGGUUUGAAACGGAAACAGCAGAAGCUUCGGCAAAAACAGUCUCGCGAGAAAGAUGGCGCUGCCUCGCCCGACAGUGGGGGGAUUACUGCUCGCACCAUGAGCACCAGUACCGUUGGAAGCACGAAUACUGGACUCACGAAUCUGCUGAACGAGGGCAUCGAUAGUGGCUUUGCCGCCGCUUCACAGAGAGACAGUACGACCGGUGGGCCGUCCGGAGUCAACGCGUCCCCGAGUCGCCGGCUCCAGCGAGACCAGUCCCAAGCUUCUGUCAGCUCGGAGCAGUCAUCACUCUCCAGCACCACGUUGCAAAACAUGCCGGUGCUGCCUCCCUAUCCCGGAGAUGAGACGAUCCCAACCGGGCCCUCGAACGGCAGCAUAGAUAUCGAUGCCUUCCCGCCGCCCCCGCCCCCGCCACCACCGAAAUCGCAGCAGAGUGCUCUGGCUGCCUUGCAAAGGGGAGGAGACCUGGAGAGAAGGGCAUCCCGACGGUAUUCGGCUUACCAGAUCUCCAAGCAUCUCGGAGCGCCAACCAACGGGGUGCCAAUGCUGCCUACCCAAAAUACGCCACUACCCAACCGAGGACGUGGAGAAGUGAGAGAGUCUAUGCGGGCGGUCCAAGUCCGAGAGGCAAUGCGACAUAACCGCAACGACUCCAACCAAUCGAAAAACCACGUUGAUACCGAGCCAGUCCGGAUACCCAGCAGAGUAUCUGAGGAAGAUUCGAGUACAGAUUUACCGACACCCGGGGUAGAAUCUCUGCCAGCUCGUUCGCCGGAAGAGAGGUUCAAGUCUACUGCCACGAUAUCUGGACCUUUGGACGAUGCCUUCCCGAUUCCGGACUCUCCUGAGAAGUCCGACCCAAAAACCGACACUUCUCCCCUGCCGCCAACGCGGCCUCAAACACCUCCAGAGAAACAAACGAAAGAAUUCGCACAGGAGCAAUCGCCGCCCCUGGAUAAGGAGCUUACCCUGUUUUUGCAAUACAAGUCGAAAGUCAAGAAAUUUGUGCUUCCUGAGGGCUAUACCGACCUAAGCAUAGGCCGGUUGCAACUCGCCUUUAUCGAGAAGUUUUCCUGGAACACGGCCUUGAACGGGGCAGGUCUGCCCGAGAUAUAUAUUCAGGAUCCCGUCUCCGGCAUUCGGCACGAGCUCGAAGAUCUCUCUGACAUUAAAGACCGCACGGUCCUAGCCCUCAAUGUCGAGGCUCUCGAUGAAGUCAAGAAACAUUUUGACGAGGGUCUUGGGAUGUUGAAGAGAACAAUGGACGAAAUGAAACAGAAUGUGACUGAUCAGGGCUCGGCUCUUCAGCAAGUGUCCGAUAGGCAGCUAGAGACUGCUAAGGAGAUGGCACGUAUGGCAGCAGGGCCGCCCGUCAUCAUGGACGAAGGUGCCAAGUCUAGUGGAACUGGUGCUGGAGCCAAGCUGAAUCCUAGUCAGCUCAGGGAAUUACAGAGUCUACGUCGUGAUCUUGCGGUCUUGCGCCAGACAUACUCCAACUUCCAAACCGAGAUCCAGAGCUCCAUGUCUUCACUUCGAAGCAAGGCAGCUAAUGUCAAGGUCGCAGCAGCCAAGGCCUCUGUGUCGGGUGUCGAUGGCGACGCUGGCUAUGCCUAUGUGGUGAAGGGCCGCAAACAGCUCAAUACUGACUCUGAUCGUCUGGUUACCAAGGUUGACGAUCUACAAGAUCUUGUCGAGGACCUGAGGAAGGACGUUGUGAACAGGGGUGUGCGGCCCCUGCCACGCCAGCUCGAAGGCGUGUCCAAGGAUAUCCAACUCUUGACCAAGGAGCUCAAGAAGAUGGAGGACUACAUGAAGCAGGAGAAACCAGUGUGGACCAAGAUCUGGGAGAAGGAGCUCGAGGAAGUGUGUCAGGGCCGUGAUGAACUUAAGCUCAUGGAAGACCUCAUGGUUGAUCUGCAGGAUGAUCUCGAGAAGGCGUCAGAGACCUUCGCGUUGGUCGAGCAAGCAACCAAGGAGCAGAUGAAGGAGAGCGUGCCGGCACCCCGUCAAUUCUCGAAGGGCUUGAACAAUCUGGGCAACAGCGCCGACCCCAACGCUGCAAAGGAGGGUGUACUGGGCGAAGUUCGAGCCUUGCAACCGAACCACGAAGACCGACUAGAGGCCAUAGAGCGCGCAGAGAAGUUACGACAGAAGGAGCUCGCGACCCGCGCGGACAACCCGCUGACGAAGGAGCUGCACCAUUUUGUCGAGGAAGGGAAGCUGAAGAAGAGCGGCGGUUUUGAGGAGGUGGAGAGGGCCAGGAAGGCGAAGGAUGACCGGAUCAGGAAAGAAGUUUGGGACCGUAUGAAUGGGAUUGUAUCUGAGGAGCCGGAGCCGGUUGGAGAAGAAGACGGCGACGAUGCGGCGGAAGUAGUAGAUGAAGGAGAAGGAGAACCUGCUCCGGAAGAAGAGCCCCCGGCGCCGGAUGCUGCGCUCAACAACCGGAACGACCUGUCGCUGCGGAACCUGAUCCCCCGGGCUCGGUGA